AUGGCUUCCAAGUUCGAUUUGCCACCCCCACUCACUUCUGCCCCCACACAGCUGCCCAAUGAUGCUUCUAACCUCAAGCGCUCUUGGGUAGAAACGGAAAUCCGCGACGCUUGUGAUGAAACUACACUGGCAAACAAGAGGUCGACCCCUUUCAACAUUCCAUCUUCAGUGUUUUUUUCAGUCGACUUGGAGAGCUUCGAAGCUAUUGUGGGUGUUCCUGAUAUCUAUAUCGACAAAACUGGCGACAUUCCUUUGCUCCCUCAAACUUAUCGCGGCCUCUUGGUCCGACCACCAGGUUUCGGAAAGACGAUUUUGCUCUCCACUUUGGCUGCAUACUAUGACCUUUACCCGGAGUGUGAAGAUAGUGUCUGGGAAAACCUCGCGGCUGCCAGAAACGCGCCUGAAGCCUUCGCAGCUCGAGACAGACAUCUAUGUCUGAUAUUCUCAUUGGGCGACAUACUUCCUUGGGGGUCUCCCGUAGAGCGAGCAAUUCGCGCACAUAUUGAACAUGACAUCCUUGACUUUUUCUACAAGUACAAGGCGGAGCUUGGAUUGCGGCAAGACAUUUCGGUGGUCGAGUUCAACCGAUCCUUCGACCGCUCUAAUAUUGCUGGAAUGUUCAGCAAACUAUGGGAGCUCGUCAGAUCUAGUGGCUACAAGCUAUUCGUUGGUGUCGAUGGGUUCGAUGAGCCGUUUCGUUACGCGGCUCUCGGUAGAUAUCGAGAUUUCUACCGCCCUCCCAACGCAGAGCUCCGACGCAACAUCGAGACACUGCUCAACACCGUGCUUUGGUCCAAUCUGCGUGGCGGCAUGGAAGUUAUCACCAAACUUCUUGUGACCGGUGUUAUGAGCGACACCAAGACACUGGAGAAUCUUGCCCCGUUCAACCUCGAGCAGUUGGACGGCCUCAAAUCAUCCUGUGGCUUCACAGAAGAGGAAGCGGCAACUCUUUGCAGGCGAUUCCGCGUUACUGUUCCUUCGUCAUCGGUUUUACAGGCUAAGACUGGUCGUCAUUUGUUUAUGCCGAAUCUACAUUUGCCGCCCCUUCUUGAUCCCCAGCGGGUCUUUGUCCUCAUCAACGAAUUGUUAGGAAAUAGGCCCGCUUGGCUGGGCUUUGAACCUUUUGUUCUUUUACCACCCAUACUAGAAGCUUUGGAGGUGGAAGCUGACGACAACCGCCUGACAAUCAACGCUCUUAUUGACCUUCUUGCCAACGGAAGGAUCGAUCCAAAUAUUUCCGCACCCGUGGACGUAUCAGCGAUUGGACCUCACGCUCUACAUGACCUCGGAAUCUUGACCUAUGAUAAUCAAGGCUUUUUCCGAGUGGCAAAUGCAGACAUUCUGAAGCAGAUACACACGACCAUAAGGAAAACACUCGACGAGCGCUACAAGGUCUACGACGGCUUUCCCCAUGGCCUCGAACCCUUACUGCCGUUCUUCUCCAAGGUCUUGCUGGACCAAACACGUCGAGGAAUUCUGCGGCAAUCAAUGAUCGAGCCGACCAUGCACGGGAUAAUGGAGCUUACACUGGAACAAUUUUUCCAACUUAUCAUCGACCCACUUGUUCUCGUUCCUCCAGAACAAAUUCCGACGCUGACGCUGCGAGGUCUGUGGGCUGCACUGCAUCCAAACGGCGGUGACCCGUCAUUUGAGGCCCUCAGUGCGCUUCAGGAGCAGUUGCAGACCAUGUCAGAUGCGGAAAUUCGGGACAUGUCGUAUCGUGACGAGCAUAACAUCGUUUCACGCGUUGAAGACCAUCUCAAGCAAGCCAAGGAUGGCAUCGAGGCUGUCGUUGCCGUCGGUGGAACCCGCGUCAUGUUGCCUCUGGUGAACAGCGACAGAUGCGAACACUGUGGUCGCAGUGGUCCAGUGGAUGUUUAA
This is a messenger RNA of Mycena indigotica, 1881 nucleotides long. RefSeq names its product AAA family ATPase. The coding region runs from base 1 to 1881 and encodes 626 amino acids. Lineage: Eukaryota; Fungi; Basidiomycota; Agaricomycetes; Agaricales; Mycenaceae. The transcript is spliced from 5 exons. The record is from RefSeq and is a predicted model, not a curated record.